This is a messenger RNA of Neomonachus schauinslandi (Hawaiian monk seal), 558 nucleotides long. It is a transcript of the gene C15H17orf107, whose product is annotated as chromosome 15 C17orf107 homolog. The record is from RefSeq and is a predicted model, not a curated record. The transcript is spliced from 3 exons. Lineage: Eukaryota; Metazoa; Chordata; Mammalia; Carnivora; Phocidae. The annotation marks the transcript as partial.
AUGAAGGGGACCCCCAGCUCCCUGGAAACCCUGCUGUGGGUCUACCACUUCCACAGCUCCACGGAGGUGGCCCUGCAGCCCCCGCUCCUGUCCUCCCUGGAACUCGCUGUGGCCGCAGCCCACGAGUAUCUGGAGCAGAGGUUCCGAGAGCUCGAGUCCCGCGAGCCGCGGGAGCCUCAGGGGCCGCCCGCCCCGAAGCCCACCCUGGGGCUGGUGCUGAGAGAGGCCGCGGCCAGCGUCAUGAGCUUCGGCGCCACCUUGUUCGAGAUCUCAGCCCUGUGGCUGCAGCAGGAGGUGCGGAGACUGGACGGCGGCGCCGGCAGCCCGGGCCCAGCCCCAGGCGCCGGGGACCCGGGCGGAGCGCUGGCCCGGGUAGCCCAGGCCGCGGGGCACGGGGCUCGGCGAGCGGGGGCUGCGGCGGGCGCGGGUGCCCGGCUAGUGCUGCAGGGGGCGUGGCUGUGCCUGUGCGGGCGGGGCCUGCAGGGGUCCGCCUCCCUCCUGCAGCAGUGGGGGCGUCAGCUGGGCCUCUGGACCGCCGGGGGACCGGUGAGUUCAGGA